Epinephelus moara (kelp grouper) is the source of this 4422-nucleotide messenger RNA. RefSeq names its product peptidyl-prolyl cis-trans isomerase G-like. The record is from RefSeq and is a predicted model, not a curated record. The coding region runs from base 1017 to 3848 and encodes 943 amino acids. The transcript has 5 exons. NCBI's taxonomy places the organism in Eukaryota, Metazoa, Chordata, Actinopteri, Perciformes, Serranidae.
ACUGAUCCAUCUCAUGCUCCAUUCUACCCUCACACAUGAACAAGACCCCAAGAUACAAUUGCAAUGUUAGCAAUCUAUAAAACAGACAGAAGAUAAAGCGACUAUGCACGAUUGAAGCAGGAAGUACCAUGGCACGUCUACUAAACUGAUGCAGAAAGGGUACAAGGAUGCAUAAAACUUCACCAGAUUGCAGGAAAUUAAGUGUUCAAUAGAGCUCAAAAUGUCUUGGCUUCGGCCCCCCGGCCCCCUGCCUGAUACUGAAACAAAACCUUUGCCCUUGAGUAGAAUUUGGAUACUGUAUUUUGUUCAUGGGUAACACUGUAAUAAAUCAGUUUCAGGAAGUAAAGUAGGCAUACUUAGAAACCUAAAAUAAUUCAAUUUUGGGUUGAUAUUUGAACUCUGGCAUAUGAAAAUAAUUUUUCCUGUAGUCUGGGAGUGCAGAUAAAUAUAGUACUAUCACAUAAAAAGACCGAUAUAAACAACUUGUGUUCAUCUAAUGAGCUAUAGUUGUAUUCAUUUGUACAAUGACAUUAUAACUUCAUCUCAUGGUCUUCAUCAGCAAAUGGAGUUUGAAUCCAGUGGUGCUCAUUAAAUACAUGUCACAUUUACUUAUUUAUGUGGAGAAAAAUUAAUAAAAACAACUCAAAGCUAUUGUGGGAGCCGAUGCAGUCGAAAACGGAAGUACAAACAGUGAAGCCUCUUGUUUUUUUUGAGUGCUUUCUUCCUCCUCUUUGGUGAUUGGUCAGAUGAUAAUACGUCACUUCGAUGACGCUGAAAAACUUCCUGGUCGACGCAGAACCACAUGUGUAGUGUCUACUCUUUUUGUUUUUUACUUUGUUUUGGUGCAGAUACAUGUUGUUAUAUGAUAUCAAUGAACUGUUUGGUUAAUAAUUAAUAUUGUGCGUCUAAAGCGGAACUUUAAAACUAAAACAUUUUCGUCGGAAACAUCAAACGGAUCUAUUUCCUGCAAAUGAAGACCUCCGCUACUUUGGCGGUGUUUUCAGCUAAACUACGCAAUGACCGGAGUGCGUAACUCUCUGGCUUUCACUCAGUCUGAUGCUGUAGCUGAUGUAGUAUCGGGGCAGUCAUGCCACAUUGUGCUGGAAACAUCCCCUCCAGACUACGUGGAGAAAAUAUCGCGGUAUCUUGAGUCUAACGAGGGACACAGCAGACAGAAUGAAGUAACGUUAUUUGAGGAAGCUGCUGAUGCAGACAGCGAUUCAGGAGACAGCCUGUUCAUAACUCAGAAGGCAGUACCUGAGCCUGUGAGGUCAGGGAGACGACAACGUCACCACAGCUUGAGGUCAAACCUCACAUCUCCUGGAGAUCAUAAAGAAAGCGACGAGAGCAAUUCAUCGUCCACUUCCCCCAAAGAAUCCAAAACAGGCAAAGAAAGGAGAAGAAAGAAAUACACCCUGCCAAAAUACAGGUUCCCUUUCCUCCCAGAGAAGUCCAGACGCAAUCUGCUACCUACCCAGAACAGACGCCUUCAUAAUUAUGUGAUGGGAGGCUUCUUUAAAUGUGUCAGAGAGCUGUGGCAGAGCUACCAAAGAGCAGAGGAUCUGGAGUCAUCUUUACCAACUGUUGACAUCGAUGGGGAGGACAUAUCUCCACUAUCAGAAGAGGACGAAGGUAAAGCAGAAGAUGAAGACAUCAAAGUGGUGGAGAGAAAACGUUUCAUGGCACUAUCAAAAGCAAAGCAAAUCUGGGGCAGCCAGUCAAAUCAGCAGAGGAGGAGGAAAGCUGGUAAUGCCGGAAAAGAAACCGUGCGAGGAGGACGAACGAAAACGUUAAGCAAAAAAACAGUGAAGGCGGCCUUAUUGAAAGAUAUACCAAUACUUUCAGAUACAGACUGCUCUGAUAAAGGAGAGCCCACUCAUAGAGGUUUGGUCCAGAAGGAGAGGACCAAUGAACACACAACAACUGACAGAAGCUCUCUGGCCCAAAGUGAAAUACUGAAGGCAAAGAAACGCCUCACGUUUCAGCGAAAAGCAACAGAGGAAGAGCUGUGCGAUGACAGCGAUGCUACAGUCUGUGAGCCAUGUGAGCUUCCGAGAAGUCCAAGACGAUCCACACAAAAGGGCGGAGAAGCAUCCACACCUGUAGUAGAGCCUCAAACUGAUGUUCUCCACACAGACGACACGUUUGCGACAGGACAGGCAGGGGACGGACCUGAAAGAGAACAUCUUCCAAAGAAGAGGAAAAAGAAGAAGAAGACAGACAAAGGAGAUAAUGAAGGUGUAGAAGAAGGAAAGGGCCAGAGUCCGGAAGAGCCGGAGGGUCUGCACGCUGCAACGUGUGUGAACUCGUCGCACAAUGAUAACACACCGAGACAGGACGAGGGAGACACUCCCGAUCCAAAACAUAAGAAAAAGAAGAGAAAAAAGAAUAAGCCUGCAGCAGAAAAUGUCGAACAGGAAGAGGAUGGAAACUUGGAAUCUGAUGUGAGAGCGGAGGAAGGUGGCAAGAAGAAGAGUAAAAGAAGUGGUGAGGACAUUGAGCAGCUACAGUCCAGCACAGUCGCUGAACCUCUAAAUGAUGAGGUAAAGAAGAAGAAAAAGAAGAAAAGGAAAAAAGAAGAGGAGGCUGCAAUUACAGAGGAACAUGAAGAGGAGGAGGCGUUGAAUAGGACUUCAAAUCUGCAGCCCAUAUUGACAGAACAGUUGGAGGAACCUGGAAAUUGUUUAGAAAGUGCUGCAGCUUCUUCCCAAGAAACAUUCAUCCAUGUCAAAAAGAAGAAGCACAAAAAGAAGCGGCAGUCGUCGUCUAAUGAUGCAACUCAGCAUGGAGAAGAGGGUGUAGAUGUGAACUUUAGCACUGAUAAUUCGGUAACUUCGGCUAAAGGUUCAGGGAUGUCACUGAAAAUGAAGAAAGCUAUCUAUGAGAAUAUCUUUGACUCUCCUGAACAAAAAGAAAAGGCUGAGAAUAUAGGUGAUACCCAGAAAACAGAGGAAGGCAUUGAGGACCAAAAUACUGAACUGGUGUCGAAAAAGAGUGAAAUAUGUAGUAGGGGUAUCUCCGAAGACGGUGUGGCACAAAGCGAUGAUUCAGUGUCUGUGCAGGAAAAGGAAGAGAGGAGGACCUCGUCCUUCCUCGUUGCUGAUGCAAAGGAAAACAACGCUCAGACACAUGGGGAGCAAAACUCUCCCUUGCAGUCUCGUGUCUCGGGUACAGAAAAACCCGGUGUCAGCGCUGGUUGUUCGGAGGAACUUAAUGGCAUCGUGAAAAAGAAAAGGAAGAGGAAGGAGUCGGUAGCACAGGACAGCGUGGAAAAGCCGCAUUUUGAGGAAGCAAACGAAAAAUGUCAGAACUUUAUACCCGAAACCACUGACACGGGGGUGAAAAGGAAAAAGAAACAUGCAGGAAAUGAAAGUGAGGCAGUGACAACUGUGAAAAGAUAUGAAAGUGCAGCUGAUGCAGGACUUUCUCCUCCUGAUGAGGCUGUGGUGUUGAAGAGGAAGAAGUUUAAAGAUCAUUUAAUACAACAGGAUCCACCAGCUGCCACUGACGAUGCUGAAAUGUCUCUUGACAGCACUACGACUGAGAAUCUGGCUAUAAAUGAUGUGACGCACAAGAAAAAGAAGAAGAAAAAGAAGAAGAAAAAGAAACCCACUGAUGAUGUUUUGCGUGAGGGGAAAUCGUUGACCGAGCCCGCUGAGCUGGAGCCCAGAGAAAAGAAAAAGAAGGAGCGUAAUAAGCCGUCAGCUGUUCCCAGCAGCCCCGUGUCAUCAGAGGCUUCUCUCUCUAAAGCUGAAAUGUUGUCACCCGACAAUAACACAAAAAAUAAGCACAGAAAGGUCAAGCGGAGACUUUAUGAUCCAAGUGAGGACUUGUGUGCAGACUGUUAGUAUGAAUUCACUGAUUGGAUGAGUUGUAGAUUGGCAGACAGAGAGAUCAUUUUUUUGGACAAUCAAUCAUCUGAAAACACAACAAUGAUAAUUAUGACAGUGUUAAGGGGAAAACAUUUUUUAAUGGAGUUUGUUUUGUAUCAAAGCGUUUUUUUACCGACACAGUUUUCAACCUUUUUGGUGUUGAAAUGCACUUUUUAAAAAAAUAAAAUAAAAUAAAAGCUGAAUAUGAACAUUACAAUAUUUGGAGGAAGAAUUGAUUAUAAUUAAUAUCUUUGUGAUCACUUUUGAAUAUAAAGCCAAAAUCUCAAGAACUUACUUGAAUCUGUUUUUUAUGUUUUUUAUUUUUGUGUUUUUAAUUGAUCAAUUUGAACACCCACCCGUCACAAUGGACAUUCUCUAUCUGACAGCAGGGAGAAGUUUCAUCUUUUAUUUCACUCUGCUGCACCUUUAGUAGAAAUAAUAAACCUCUUUAUAUGAUGAGUUGAAAUAAUUCAUGGUUCAGUAAAAGUCUAAAAGUUUAUGAGUGGUCGCACAGCUGUACAAAUAAAGCCCUGAACCAGUGCUUGUUUCG